Amoebophrya sp. A120 is the source of this 3187-nucleotide messenger RNA. The record is from the annotation of a GenBank genome assembly. Lineage: Eukaryota; Dinophyceae; Syndiniales; Amoebophryaceae.
AUCUGUAGAUAGUAUCCUUGUCGUCCAACAGGAACGCGAUGCUAUUUUUUCGAGUGAAGAGGACGUUGUGGGGAAUCGACUCUAAACGCCACGCACGAGGUUCAUGUACGAUUUUCAAUCCAGACUCCCAAUACUAUAGUGACAUUGAGCUAGUCUUAGUCAAACCCCGUAGAGAACCACUCGUAUAAGAAUUGCUAUUGGCGUUCACAGUCGCAGUGCGACGCUCACAACAACUACCACCUAAGAGAGUUCUUUCCAGCAGUGUACAAUACAGGGAAGUGUUUUUUCUGGGAUACCAGGGGGAAAUAAAUAAAGCCUGAUCAAAAUGGCGCGACCUAUGACGAAGGAGGAGAUCCAGGAGGCCUGCCUGAAGGGCGACCUCAGCCGACAGUGGGAGUGGCACACCGAGUUCCGGGACGCGGCAAAGAACAUGUACCGAACAACCGCCUUCGAUACCAUGCACAAUCGGGAAGUCUCGGUACGAUAUGUUGCAGCGUGGAUGCUAGUUAAUAGAAAUAGCGAGUGUUCAGCUACUACUUGUUGUACUUCAUCCGGGCGUUCGCGCUGCUUGACGCUUGUCGGUCGCGGCGUUGCUCGGCGGUGGCGCUGCCCGGCGGUGGCGCUGCUCGGCGAUCGGCGGUGGCGCUGCUCGGCGAUCGGCGGUGGCGCUGCUCGGCGGUGGCGCUGCUCGGCGAUCGGCGGUGGCGCUGGUCGGCGGUUGGCGCUGCUCGGCGGUCGGAGGUCGGCGGUGGCGCUGCUCGGCGGUCGGCGGUGGCGCUGCUCGGCGGCCGGCGGUGGCGCUGCUCGGCGGCCGGCGGUGGCGCUGCUCGGCGGCCGGCGGUGGCGCUGCUCGGCGGUGGCGCUGCUCGGCGGUCGGCGGUCGGCGGUCGGCGGUCGGCGCUGCUCGGCGGUCGGUGGUCGGUGGUCGGCGGUGGCGCUGCUCGGCGGUCGGCGGUGGCGCUGCUCGGCGGUCGGCGGUCGGCGGUCGGCGGUGGCGCUGCUCGGCGGUCGCGCUGCUCGGCGGUCGGCGCUGCUUGGCGGUGGCGCUGGUCGUCGCUGUUCGGCGGUCGGCGGUGGCGCUGCUCGCUCGGUCGGCGGUACCAGCGCUGCUUCGCGUACGCUCGACUGCGGCGGUCGCAGCUUCUGCUAUGAUUUCAUGUACUUAUAAUCUUCCAUGUCAGGAUGCUUUGCGAUUUCGUAGUGCAUGAAAAUAAAAUUUUGAAAUUUCGCGGAUUUGGUUUUUCAAUAAAAAUAAAAUCUUAAAAUUUCGCGGAUUGAAAAUUCCUUACAUUUUCUACGUUGCACAUCUAAAUGGACCGGCUAUUCACACGUAAUAUCCGCUGUUCCGUGAACCUGAACACAAAUAAAGCUUUAAACUUUCGCAAGUUUUUAGCUUAAUAAAAAUAAAAUUUUGAAUUUUCGCGGUUGUUGGAAGUCGAGAGACAUUGCAGUGUUCUUGUAGCACCAGAAGCAGAGUCACAGCUAUCUUCCGAGAGUGAACUUCUUGUGUCCGCUUUUCGUCGUCAAUAGAAAUAAAAUUUUAAAAAUCCGCGGCCAUGGGAAACCAAAACUAAAGCACUCACCAUGUAUACACUUGCAACUAACAUCCGGGAUGUAGCGUCGCUGUCUAUUAGGGGCAACUUCUUCAGGUGUUGUGUAUUUUUUAGGUCAAUUUGUGAUGUAGCCAAGUCAGUAUUCAUGUUUAUCUAAACUAUCCAGGUCAAGACCGGUCUUCCAAGCGGAUAUGGUGGUCACGAUCCCGUCAGGAACCACGAUGUUCUGCACCACAACACCGGUGUCUACGAGAAGAUGAAGGGAGAAAGCUUAGCUCCAAGCCGGUAUGUUAUUUUCCCGUUAUCGAAGAUUUACAGGGCGUUGUUUUCGUUCCGGCUCUGCAUGACAAGUGUAGUCCAUGUAGCGCUGUGUGAACAUCUUCACGCCGCGUGAGAUCACGAACACACAGAUGAAGAUCACAUUUUAGUACAAUGAAAAACCACAUACAAUCAAACAGUGACACCUUCCCGUGCUUCGCCCAGCAGAAGGACGGUCAGAUGACCUUCAAACAGCUGACCCAGGCAGAAACCCCGACCUUCGGCAGCUUGCCAGACGUGCGCGUGCAGCCACCGUGGGCUAUCACCCCGCCGGUCAGGACAAACCCAAGCUACUUCGUGGUACAGUAGAGAUGUUGUGCUUCUGGUUUCUGUCAUGCAAAAGCAUAAACUCGAACUCGAUUUGUGAUUCUGUUCGGCCACCAAAUAUGAUUGUCGUGUACUAGGUUCCUGCUCUCAACAAGAAUUCAUAAUAUGCGAAAAAAAACUGUAUACAACAGAAACCGGUCAUGGAUGUGGGCGUCAAGAAGUAAAUGCGGGGUCUUUCUUCGCUGGAUCGUGUCAGAGUUUCCGUCGCAGAGAUUCGUUCCGUAAAAUCGCCUAACCGUCCAAAAGUUACACUGCAAGUAGAACCAAAAUCCUAAAACCGUUUCCUCUAGAAGUUACACUUACAACCGUUAUAAUUGUUACACUCAAGUUACAACAGAACAAGUUACAAUCGUUUCAGAGUUACAACUGUUUCUCUCGCUUAUGAUCAUAAAAUGCACAAUGCUUACGAGCAGGAAAUGGGAGGUUGAACACUCUCUCAACUAGACAACUCUCAGUAUAUCAGACAAUUCUCAGUGUGUAUUGCUAAUGCCUUAAAACGUCAAAUCGCAACAAUUUCGUGCUUGUCUAUAUUAGUUUGCGGCAUCAUGCAUCGUCCAACUUUACACCCGGCUUCAGUUGCUCCAGGUUUGUGACACGCGAUCACCGUGCUAUGAGAAGGUUUGUUACAAGUAGAUCCAUGAUUUCGAUUUGAUGUGUCUCUUGUCCUACCUUCUGCUCUAGUGUCGAGCAAAGUAAGAAGCGCCCUAUGUUGUGCCGAAAUGAACUUCAACUGCUCGUCGGACGCCGCCUUGUGGGAAAACGAAAAGAUUUCAAACUGUAAAUGCAAUAAAUACAACAAAGCUGAUGCAGCUGCCUUUGCUUCUGUCGCAGCUGGAUGGAACGUACGUGUUCAGGAAUCUGACAUUUUGAUUCACUGGAUUGUCGUGAUUGAACUGAUAAAGCCAUUGCAGCGGAUGAUUUCUGGUCAUGGUCGAAGAAGCCGAACAUGGAAUAUCUUGUUCAGUAUCUGUGAAAAACAAAAAUAAAAA